Molecule: messenger RNA, 1698 nt
Organism: Dictyostelium discoideum AX4
Lineage: Eukaryota; Evosea; Eumycetozoa; Dictyosteliales; Dictyosteliaceae
Gene: pabpc1A
Product: RNA-binding region RNP-1 domain-containing protein
Exons: 2
Coding region: 1-1698 (565 amino acids)
Cellular component (GO): nucleus; cytoplasm
Molecular function (GO): RNA binding; nucleic acid binding
Source: RefSeq, a predicted model, not a curated record
AUGGCAACAAACUUCACUCCAAUUUCAUCUUCACUCUAUGUUGGUGAUUUAUUACCAGAAGUUUCAGAACAACAUUUAUUUGAAAUUUUCAAUCAAGUUGGUUUAGUAUCAAACAUUAGAGUUUGUCGUGAUACCAAUACUCGUCGUUCAUUAAGUUAUGCAUACGUUAACUACUAUAAUGGUGCAGAUGCUGAACGUGCAUUGGAUACCUUAAACAAUACCCCAAUCAGAGGUAAGGCCUGUCGUAUUAUGUGGAGUCAACGUGAUCCAUCACUUCGUAAAUCAGGUGUUGGUAAUGUUUUCAUCAAGAACCUCGACAAAGGUAUUGAUCAUAAAGCAUUAUAUGAUACCUUUAGUGCUUUUGGUAACAUUUUAUCAUGCAAAGUUGUCACUGACGAUGGUAACAGUAGCAAAGGUUUUGGUUUCGUUCACUAUGAAACCCAAGAAUCUGCCGAUAAAGCUAUUGCCAAAGUCAAUGGUAUGAUGAUUAACGGACAAAAGGUUUUCGUCGGUCCAUUCAAAUCCUCAAAGGAACGUGGUCAACCAACCGAAGUUAAAUUCACCAAUGUCUUCUUCAAGAAUCUCUCUGAAGAUGUAGGUCCAGAUCAAUUGAAAGAACUCCUCCAACAAUAUGGUGAAAUUACCAACAUCACCAUAAUGGCCGACGAUAAGGGUAAGAGUAAAGGUUUUGGUUUCGCCAACUUUGAAUCAGCCGAAGCUGCAAAGAACGUCGUUGAAAACGAAAAUGGUAAAAUCUUCCAUGGUAAACCAAUCUAUGCUGGUCGUGCCCAAAAGAAGAUUGAACGUGAAGCUGAACUCAAACACACUUUUGAAACCAAAUAUCAAGGUGUCAAUCUCUACAUCAAAAACAUUGACGACUCUAUCGACAAUGAUAAACUCCGUGAAGUUUUCUCUCAAUUCGGUACCAUAACCUCUGCUAUCGUUAUGAAAGACGACAAAGCCACCACCAGCAAAGGUUUUGGUUUCGUUUGUUACACCGCACCAGAUGAGGCCACUCGUGCCGUCACCGAAAUGAACGGUCGUAUGAUUGGUACCAAGCCAUUGUACGUUGCUUUAGCUCAACGUAAAGAUAUUCGUCGUGCUCAACUCGAAAUGCAACACCAACAAAAAUUCAAAACUGGUAUCCGUCAACAAAUGCCACCAACCUACGGUAGUGGUCCAGUUUUCUUCACUCCAGCCCCAGUCAACCCACAAGUUGUCUACCAACAAAUGAUGCCACGUCCACGUAACUGGAACGGUCAACCAGUAGGUGUCCCACAAGGUCAAUACGCCAAUAUGAACUAUGCCCGUGGUCAACCACGUCAAAAUGGUCCACGUCAAAACGGUGGUCAACCACGUCAAAACGGUCCACGUCCAGACGUUUCAGGUGCUCAACCAAUUCCAGUUCAACAACAAACCACUUUGGAUGUCGCUCAAACUCAACAAGCCGCCUCAUCAGCUGAAUCUGCUCUUAACCUCCAAUCAAUCAUCAAUCUCCCAUCUCGUGAUCAACAAAACGUUGCUCUCGGUGAACACCUCUACCCAUUAAUCCACAACUCUCAACCAGAUUUGGCCGGUAAAAUCACAGGUAUGCUCUUAGACUCUUUACCAGUUGAAGAAUUAUUCACCCUUACUCAACGUCAAGACUUGUUAGCCGAUAAAAUCAGAGAAGCCCUUGAAGUUUUAGGUUCAAACUAA